Messenger RNA from Castor canadensis (American beaver), 904 nucleotides. RefSeq names its product caspase recruitment domain family member 19 (gene Card19). The record is from RefSeq and is a predicted model, not a curated record. Gene Ontology annotation, cellular component: mitochondrion. NCBI's taxonomy places the organism in Eukaryota, Metazoa, Chordata, Mammalia, Rodentia, Castoridae.
GGGAAGAGGCAGGGCGUCAAGCCCGGCUAGAGGGCGGUGGUCACCGGAGCCGGUGGGCCGGGGGGCGGAUAGCCGGGGACGGCGGGGCGGCGCCGUGUCCGCCGCCAUGACAGAUCAGACCUACUGUGACCGCCUGGUGCAGGACACGCCUUUCCUGACGGGCCAGGGGUGCCUGAGCGAGCAGCAGGUAGACAGGAUCAUCCUUCAGCUGAACCGCUACUACCCACAGAUCCUCACCAACAAGGAGGCUGAAAAGUUCCGGAACCCCAAGGCAUCCCUGCGCGUGCGGCUCUGUGACCUCCUGAGCCACCUACAGCGGAGUGGUGAGCGACACUGCCAGGAGUUCUACCGAGCCCUGUACAUCCACGCCCAGCCCUUGCACAGCCGCCUGCCCAGCCGCCACGCUUUGCGACCCAUGAGUUUCCUGGCGGGCCUCGGCCUGGCCGCAGGACUGGCCCUCCUCCUCUACUGCUGCCCUCCAGACUACAAGGUGCUGCCAGGGGCCCGGCGCGUCCUUGGCUUCUCGCCCAUCAUCAUCGACAGGCAUGUCAGCCGCUACCUACUGGCCUUCCUGGCAGAUGACCUGGCAGCGCUCUGAUGAACCUAGACCCUGGGCCUUACCCACUGCUCAACCAAAGAAUCCCCUGGCUGCCUAUUGCUGGGCUGGCCCUUCUUUUUCUAAAUGCUCAUUUUUCACUAUUUAUAAUUUCUAUAAGAAGCACAACACCUUUGCCCUGCAAGGUGCCUAAUGACAUUAAAGGCUGAAGUUGUCUCGUCCUGUCUCACUCCCUUGUCUGGGAGGGUUCCUACUGGGGGGUCCCAGGCCCCAGGGUGCUCCUGGUUUUGUCGAGUCUAGCCAUUGGCCCAGGUCUUCCCUUCCCUGCUUAGACAUCUCCCUCACUGA